Aureococcus anophagefferens is the source of this 1483-nucleotide messenger RNA. RefSeq lists its product as hypothetical. The transcript has 3 exons. The record is from RefSeq and is a predicted model, not a curated record. The annotation marks the transcript as partial. NCBI's taxonomy places the organism in Eukaryota, Pelagophyceae, Pelagomonadales, Pelagomonadaceae.
AUGGGCGCCGCGGCCAGCACGAAGGAGGACCACCACAUCGCGGCGACCGUCGACGUGCUCCGCGCCCAGCAGAUGGCGCACCGCUCGACCUACGCCGCCAAGGUCGGGCUGUUCCAGGGCCAAAAGGCUGCCAAGCACCUGGAGCAGGGCGACGUCAUGGACCUGCCGCUGCCGGAGCUCCGCGAGCGGCUGCGGCGCGUCUUCGCCGACGAGCCGGACCAGCUCGAGGUCUUGCUGCAGCUCCUCGAGACCGCGGGCGAGGACGCGGGCGCCGUGCGAUCGCGCCUCGCGGAGCUCGGCCGCCGGCCGCCCGCGCGGGCGCCCGCGGGCGCGUGCAAGCGCGCGCGCGCGCUGGAGCGCCUCGCCGCGCGCCUCGGCCCCGCGGCGGCGCGCGAGCUCCUCGAGGCGGCCGUCGCGCUCCGCGCCGCGGCGGACGGCCCGGACCACCCGCGGACGCGCGCGACGCGCGUCGCCCUCGAGCGCGCGGCGGCGGCCGCUCCGGACGCGGCGGCGAUGACGUGGCUGCCGCCCUGCGGCGGACACUUCGACACGCUCGCAACUCGCGCCGACGCGCUCACGCCGCUCCGCGAAACUCGCGCCGACGCGCUCACGCCGCUCCGCGACGCCGACGCGCUCGCGCCGCUCCGCGACACGAUGGCCGCCGCAGCCUUCGACGCCGCCUACCUCGCGGCCUACCGCGAGAAGUGCGACGAGUACGCGGACGCGCCGCCGUCGAAGCCCCUGUCGCCGGCGCGCGUGCGCGCGGCGAUCAACAAGGUGCUCCAGGAGACGGACGUGAAGAUCGGCGACAUGCAGAAGCUCCUGGGCGUCAACGCCAACACCUGGGGCAAGUUCAUGAAGAACGAGUACAAGGACAAGACCUGGGGCGCGACGCAGUCCGGCACGUACUGGGCGGGCGUCAAGUUCUGCUACGCGGAGAAGGCGCUCGGAACGCGGUCGCUGCUCAAGACGCGCGCGCGCGGCGGCGGCGCCGCGGCGGCCGGCGGCGGCGCGGCGAAGCCCGACCUGCCGGACCUCGCGGGCGUCGACGUCGUCGACGCGGUCUUCGAGACGCCCGGCGAGGUGCGCAAGUCGCUCCGCGCGGCGCUCUCGACGUACAAGACGUCCGUCGCGGAGCUCGCGCGCCUCGCGGGCGUGCCCUACCAGUCCUUCAACAACUUCAUGAAGGCGAGCGGCUCCCACGGCGGCUCCGAGAACCAGGCCUACCGCCCGGCGGCCAGGAUCAGCGAGAAGCUCCGCGUCAAGACGGCCAAGGCCAAGACGAAGAAGCGCAAGGCCCUCGAGGCGGAGAUGGACGCGAACCCGGGCCGCGCGCCGUUCCUCGGCCUCGACCCGAACAAGAAGUACUGGGCCCUGCCCGGCGCCGCCUUCGCGAAGGACGCCGUCGGCCGCACCACCAUCACCUACGGCCCGCUCUGAGCCUUCUGUCCUCAAUAUGACAAUAAAAGCCUCCCGUACCGUG